GUUAUCUUGUUUUUUAUAAUGCCGCCUCUUGUGCUGGCUGGUUCUAUGUUCUUGUAUUGAUUUUAACCGAGUUGGUGCAAAAUGGUGAUCUUACAACGGUCUAUGAUCGAGCUGGAUGGGUUUUGAUGAUUGUACAAACUGGCGCUAUUUUAGAGUUAGUUCAUGUUAUAUUAGGUUUCGUGAGAUCACCACUCCUAACCACAGCGUUUCAAAUUGCAUCCCGUUUAUUUUUAGUUUGGGGUGUAGUUGAUAUUUUUCCAGAGGUUCAAUCACAUUGGGCAUUCACAACCAUGACUAUUGCAUGGUCAAUCACAGAAUGUGUAAGAUAUUCUUAUUACGCAUUUAAUCUGGUUGGAUUACAGCUUUAUUCCCUUUUAUGGUGCAGAUAUACGUUUUUCUUUGUUUUAUAUCCUCUUGGAGCAGGAAGUGAAUCAAUAUUAGUUUAUGAAUCACUUCCUUAUUCUAAACAAUUGAGC
Messenger RNA from Racocetra persica, 476 nucleotides. NCBI's taxonomy places the organism in Eukaryota, Fungi, Glomeromycota, Glomeromycetes, Diversisporales, Gigasporaceae. The record is from the annotation of a GenBank genome assembly.